This is a messenger RNA of Medioppia subpectinata, 3510 nucleotides long. The record is from the annotation of a GenBank genome assembly. NCBI's taxonomy places the organism in Eukaryota, Metazoa, Arthropoda, Arachnida, Sarcoptiformes, Oppiidae.
GCUCUCCGCGUGUCCAGCGCUGCCCUCCGGACCACUACUACCGGCACUAUUGUGAACCUACUGUCCAGCGAUGUCUAUCGGUUUGAUGUGGCGCUCAAUUACGUGCAUUUUUUGGUGACCGGACCCAUACAGACGCUGGUUGUUAUCGGUCUCUUAUGGAUGCAAUUGGGUGUGUCAUGUCUGGCCGGUAUCGCAUAUAUGGUGGUGUAUAUACCGUUUCAGUUAUUUAUGGGCAGUUAUUUCAAGCGCUUCCGAUCGCUGUCACUGAAGCUGACGGACAAUCGGUUGAAACUAAUGAAUGAGAUAAUCCCAGCCAUGAGAGUGAUUAAGAUGUAUGUCUGGGAGAAACCAUUUGGUCGUCUCAUAGAGUUGUCUCGAGUCCGAGAGAUCAGAGUUUUCCAGAAGACAGCGGUAUUGAAGAGCAUAAACCUGUCGUUAUAUUUCACUUCUUCUAAGAUAAUGACAUUUCUGUCUAUAAUUGUCUUCAUAUCCAUCGGCGGUGAACUCACUGUUGAGAAUGUGUUCGUUAGUAUAGUAUUGAUAAACCAUUUGCGGACAAUAAUGACAUUGAAUUUUCCAAACGCUAUUUCCUUCGGCGCCGAAACAUUGAUUUCUGUCCAACGGAUUGAAGACUUUCUAUUACUCGAUGAAUACACACCAAAACCAAUUGAGUAUUCAACAGAAAACAUCACAAAUAAUUACAAUGAAACUAAGGAAAGCAUUUAUUUAGAGAUUGUUGAAGAAAAUAAAACAAACAUAAGUGUGAAUAACAUUAGUUCAGAGAUUGUUAGUAAAGAGGGAAACGUAUCUCACAUUUUGAAUGAUAUCUCGUUUGACGUAAAACCGGGAGAACUGACUGUUAUUAUCGGUUCCGUUGGUUCGGGAAAGACAGCGGUUUUGAUGGCAAUACUUAACGAAUUGAAAACAAAUCGCGGAUCAGUUUCAGUGUCCGGACGGUUGGGUUACUCGAGUCAGGAGUCGUGGAUAUUUCGCGGAACAGUCAAAGAGAAUAUACUCUUUGUACAAACAAGUGGUUCUGGAUCAGUUUCAGUGUCCGGACGGUUGGGUUACUCGAGUCAGGAGUCGUGGAUAUUUCGCGGAACAGUCAAAGAGAAUAUACUCUUUGGUAAAGCAUUUGACGAAAGAAAGUACAAACAAGUGGUUCACGUGUGCGCUCUCGAGGAAGACCUCAAGCAAUUGCCUUUCGGCGACCAAACAGUUGUGGGCGAACGCGGAGUCACUCUCAGUGGUGGCCAAAGGGCGCGCAUAAGUCUCGCCCGAACCGUAUAUUCCGGUCCCGACUGUUAUCUAUUGGACGACCCGUUGUCUGCAGUCGACCCGUCGGUCGCUAAACAUAUCUUUGAAAAGUGUAUCGAUUUAAUCAAAUUCGCCGGCGAUUUAGAGAUCCGGAGAGAAGAAGAUCUAUCAAAACAUCACUCGGAGUCAGUGAGUCGGCUAUCCCUCCGCCGGCAAUCAUCUGUAGCCUCACUCUUGAGUUCGUGUCUAUCGGUUGACGAAAUCAUUCCUGAAGAAGAGGUCAACGCUGUGACCAAAGAUGCGGACGAAGAGUAUUCGGACGAUAAGCAUAAGUCUGGCAAAACCUCUUCGUCUCGGAUCUACUGGACAUACCUGAGAGCCGGCGCCGGAGUACUACUGUUGCCGACGCUAUUGAUAAGCAAUGUUUUAACUCAAGCCUUAUAUACGGGAAGUGAUUACUGGCUGUCGGAGUGGACUAACUAUUACCAGAAUCGAGCACUGAAUGAGACAAAUGUGAAGAGUUGGAUGAUUUUGGACACCGAAGUGGACAACAUAUAUGUCUUCAGUUCACUCGUUGUCGUAGUCUUCGUGUUGUCUGUCAUAAGAACCGUCACAUUCUUCACAGUCUGUAUGAGAUCUUCGGUGACAUUACAUAACCGUCUCUUAGAGUCCGUAAUCAGAGCUCCGAUCGCUUUCUUUGACAAAUACCCGAUCGGAAUGAUUCUCAAUCGAGUGUCACGUGAUUUAGAGUCCGUAAUCAGAGCUCCGAUCGCUUUCUUUGACAAAUACCCGAUCGGAAUGAUUCUCAAUCGAGUGUCACGUGAUUUAGGUAUAAUCGAUGACUUACUUCCGUCUAAUGCCUUUGAUAGCAUACAGAUACUAAUGGAUUGCUUCGCUAUACUUGUGCUCUGUAUUCUUGUCGACUACUGGACAGUAGUUCCCACUCUUGUACUACUAGUGCUCCUUAUAAUUGUCCGACAGUUCACUUUGGGAACCAUUAGGACAUUGAAGAGAGUCGAGGGCACGGCUAGGAGUCCAACACUUAGCCAUUUGGCCUCAACGUUGAACGGCUUGACAACCAUCCGGUCAUUCGGUGCCGAAAAGGAUUUCUCAGCCAAGUUUGACAGUCUUCAGGACCGGCACUCAAACACAUACUUCAUGUUCAUGACGUCCACGCGUUGGUUCGGCAUUGUGUUGGAUCAGCUCUGUCUGGUCUACGCUAUAUCCAUAACCAUCACUCACGUGAGCGGCGAUUUGAGCGCCGAGAGCGCCAGCGCUAUCGGACUGACUCUCUCGCAGGCGUUUCAGUUGACGACAAACUUUCAGUGGGGUAUUAGACAGUCGGCUGAAGUCGAGACUCAGAUGACAUCCGUUGAAAGAGUCGAUGAAUUGCGAAGAAUUGAUAGAGAAUUUGAGAGUGAAGUCAAACCACCAAAAGACUGGCCAUCAAAGGGACAAAUAGUGAUGAAAGACGUGAGCCUUCAUUACGAGGGAAGCGAUUCUCUAGUUCUUCAUAACAUUAAUCUCGAGAUAAAAGGCGGCGAAACUGUGGGUAUAGUCGGCCGGACGGGCGCCGGAAAGUCAUCAAUAAUCACAACUCUGUUCCGAAUGACCGCUCCGUCCGGUGUUAUAGAGAUCGACGGCAUCGACACCUCUGCCAUCAGUUUGUCUUAUUUGCGACAAAACAUAUCAAUUAUACCUCAGGAACCGAUACUCUUCACGGAAACUGUGCGCAAAAAUUUGGAUCCAUUCGGUGACUGUCCGGACGAUCGCAUUUGGGAAGUGUUGGCUAAAGUACAGCUCCAGUCGACGAUCGCUGCCUUUCCCCACAAAUUGGAUCAAAUAGUGUCUGAAAGUGGCGGCAGUUUUUGUGUCGGACAAAAACAGUUGAUAUGUUUGGCGAGAGCUAUACUCAGAGACAAUAAGAUACUUGUCUUAGACGAGGCAACGGCUAAUGUCGACCCCCGAACCGAUGCUCUGAUCCAAAGUGUGAUCCGAAAUGAGUUCAGUUCGUGUACUGUAUUGACAAUCGCUCACAGAUUGCAUACAAUCAUAGACUACGACAAAGUGCUGGUUCUCGACGCAGGAGUUGUCGCACAGUUUGGUUCACCCCUUCAUCUCAUCAAUGAUAGCGACGGUAUCUUCGCUCAGAUGAUUGAGACGACCGGCAAAGACAUGGAACAGUCUCUCAGACAAACAGCUUUGAAAGCAUCGAUCAAAAAACAAAAUCAAAUCAUAGAUGAUUCAACUUGA